Messenger RNA from Sinocyclocheilus anshuiensis, 692 nucleotides. RefSeq names its product RNA polymerase II-associated protein 3-like. NCBI's taxonomy places the organism in Eukaryota, Metazoa, Chordata, Actinopteri, Cypriniformes, Cyprinidae. The transcript is spliced from 5 exons. The record is from RefSeq and is a predicted model, not a curated record. The annotation marks the transcript as partial. Gene Ontology annotation, molecular function: protein binding. Gene Ontology annotation, cellular component: protein folding chaperone complex.
GAAUCUCUGUCUGUCUGAUGUCGUCUAGAAGAGCGCAGUGAUGUCAGGAAAUAAAGCGGUGGAGCUGCAGAUACAGAUGCGACAGAACGCAGAAGAUCUGCAGAACUUCAUGAAGGAGCUGAACAACUGGGAGGGAGAAAUCAAGAAGAAAGACCAGCAGCUUCGUGCCAGAAACGUCAGCGAACCGCCGAAGACUCUUCCGCCGGUGAGGAACAAAGAUUAUAAGAAGACGAAAAAGAGCGUGAAGCGCCAGACUAACGGUCUGAAAGAGCAAAAGGAGACGCAGCGCAUAAAAUCCUACGAUUAUCAGGCCUGGGACAAAUUUGAUGUGGAUAAGUCUCUGGAGGCCAUGGGCGCGGAGGAGAGCCCGGUCCACUCCAACGAAUCUGACUCUGAAGGGCUUCAGGUGGACAGAGAUCUGGCGCUGACCGAGAAAGAGAAGGGGAAUGAGUUCUUCAGGGACGGCCGGUACGACAGCGCCAUCCAGUGUUACACCAGAGGAAUGGAUGCAGAUCCGUACAACCCUGUCCUGCCCACCAAAAGAGCGGCCUGCUUCUUCAGACUGAACAAGUUCGGCGUGGCGGAGUCUGACUGUAAUUUGGCCAUCGCUCUGGAUGGGAAAUACGUCAAAGCGUACGUCAGAAGAGCAGCGGCACGUGCGGCGCUCAACAAACAACAGGAAGCUCUCGAAG